This is a messenger RNA of Staurois parvus, 281 nucleotides long. The record is from the annotation of a GenBank genome assembly. NCBI's taxonomy places the organism in Eukaryota, Metazoa, Chordata, Amphibia, Anura, Ranidae.
AUGGACACUGAUAGGUGGCACUGAUGGACACUGAUAGGUGGCACUGAUGGGCACUGAUGAGGAGGCACUGACCUGGAGAAGACGGAAGCAGGGGCGGACUGACAACUCAUGGGGCCCCCGGGCAAUAGGGGAUCAUGGGGCCCAUGUCCUUGCCCAAACUCAAAAAAGCCUAUGAAAAAAUUACCAGGGGCAUCUCAUGGGGCCCCCUACUGACCCCGGGCCCUCGGGCAGUGCCCAAGUUUCCAAGUGGUCAGUCCACCCCUAGACGGAAGGCUCUGCAG